Molecule: messenger RNA, 8008 nt
Organism: Tachysurus fulvidraco (yellow catfish)
Lineage: Eukaryota; Metazoa; Chordata; Actinopteri; Siluriformes; Bagridae
Gene: grin2ab
Product: glutamate receptor, ionotropic, N-methyl D-aspartate 2A, b
Exons: 13
Coding region: 416-4813 (1465 amino acids)
Biological process (GO): excitatory postsynaptic potential; monoatomic ion transport; long-term synaptic potentiation
Cellular component (GO): postsynaptic density membrane; postsynaptic membrane; plasma membrane
Molecular function (GO): transmitter-gated monoatomic ion channel activity involved in regulation of postsynaptic membrane potential; NMDA glutamate receptor activity
Source: RefSeq, a predicted model, not a curated record
AGAGAGAGAGAGAGAGAGAGAGAGAGAGAGAGAGAGAGAGAGAGAGAGACAGUGUGAUGUUGAAUAUCCACCUUACAGAGACGGUACCGGAGGCACGCGGACGGUACCGGAGGCACGCGGACCUGUUCCACCGGCUCCACUGCGGAAAGAUGCGCUCGAGACUCUGAGAAAAAAAAAAAUCCCACCGGAUUCUAUGUACUUUCUGUUAGCUAACAACCAUUAACAAAAAAUUCGUUUGUUCCUCCCACACACUUUAGAGAUGAUGAAGGUAAGCACAAGGACACCGGUGGAUUUACACCGUCUCUGUUCAACUUGAACGGAUUUUACCGAAUCUGAGACGAUGGGAAACGAUCUGCUCAGCCAUUAGAAUGGUGCAAACGUGUAAAGAAGGAAUCGGGGGCUGAAGCCAAGAAUCAUGGGAUUUGCAGUACGCCUGGCACUGAUGACCUGGGCUCUGCUGGGCUGGUCUCGGGCAGCUGAGAGCGCACCCUCUCUGAGCGUGGCGGUGAUCCUGGGUGAGACCCGUGGCGUCAGUGAACGGGCAUUGCGCCCAGCACCAGGCGUUGGAGCACCGCUGGACAUCAGCGUGCUUGCUGUGCAGGUGAACCACACAGACCCAGGAAGCAUGCUUACCCACCUGUGCCAGCUCAUGGGACGCCAGCGAUUACAUGGCCUUGUGUACGGUGACGGAACCGACCAGGAAGCUAUCGCCCAGAUGCUAGACUUUGUCUCUUCCCAGACUGCUAUGCCUAUCCUGGGUGUCCAUGGAGGUGCAGCCAUGACCAUGGCUGAGAAGGACACCAGCUCCUCUUUCUUCCAGUUCAGUGCCUCACUCCAUCAGGAAGCGCUGCUCAUGCUGGCUGUGAUGGAGGAGUACGACUGGCAUGUCUUCUCCGUGGUGACCACCCGGUUCCCUGGUCACCAGGAGUUUUUGGCGACUAUUCGUGUGACAGUGGAGCACAGUUUCGUGCGCUGGGAUCUCCAGAGCGUAGUGACUCUAGACGGCGUUGGCGAGCCUGAGGACAAAGCACACGUGCAGCUCAAGCGCAUCCAGUCACCUGUCAUCCUGCUCUACUGCUCAAAGGAUGAGGCCGAACUGGUGCUGUCCGAGGCCCGGUCACUCGGGCUGAUCGGUGCCGGCUUCGUGUGGAUCGUCCCCAGUCUUACGUCCGGCAACCCUGCACGUACGCCCGAAGCCUUUCCCCCGGGAAUGAUUUCCAUCGCAUACGACGAGUGGGACUAUCCUUUGGAAACCCGUGUGAGGGACGCGGUGGGAAUUUUCAGUCACGCUGCCGCUGCCAUGUUCCGAGAGCAAGGACGCAUCCCGGACGGAACGGUUAGCUGCUCGGGUCAAGCGGAGAAACCGGAGGUUCCUGCAAGUGCAUUACGCAGGUACAUGAUGGGAGUCAAUCUGGAGGGCAGAGAUCUGUCAUUUAUGGAUGAUGGUUAUCAGGUGAACCCUAAACUGGUGGUAAUCGUACUCAACACCGAGAGGGAAUGGGAAAAGAUGGGCCGCUGGGAGAACCAUUCAUUGAUAUUGAAAUUUCCUGUGUGGCCUCGGUACAACUCAUUUGGAGAUGCAGAAGCAGACGAAAAUCACCUGAGCAUCGUGACAUUAGAGGAAAAACCAUUUGUUAUAGUGGACGAUGUGGACAUUCUGACAGGGACGUGUACGCGUAACUCUGUACCCUGCAGGAAACACAUGAAGGAUAACUCUACAGGUGGAUCGUAUCUAAAGCAGUGCUGUAAGGGUUUCUGUAUCGACAUCCUAAAGAAGAUUGCCAGGAACGUGAAGUUCACAUACGACCUUUACCUGGUGACUAACGGCAAACACGGCAAGAAAAUCAACAACGUGUGGAACGGCAUGGUGGGCGAGGUGGUUUAUAAGAAGGCCGUGAUGGCUGUUGGUUCGCUGACCAUAAACGAGGAGAGGUCAGAGGUCAUCGAUUUCUCCGUGCCCUUUGUAGAGACAGGAAUCAGUGUCAUGGUUUCCCGUAGCAACGGAACCGUAUCACCCUCCGCUUUUCUCGAGCCGUUCAGCGCGUCAGUGUGGGUGAUGAUGUUCGUCAUGUUGCUCAUCGUCACCGCAAUCGCCGUCUUCCUGUUUGAGUUCAUCAGUCCGCUGGGCUUCAACAGAAACCUCGCUCAGGGCAAAGACCCUCAUGGUCCAUCGUUCACCAUCGGCAAGGCCGUCUGGCUUCUGUGGGGUCUUGUAUUCAAUAACUCUGUACCAGUACAGAACCCUCGAGGCACGACCAGUAAGUUCAUCGUGUCCGUGUGGGCCUUCUUUGCCGUGAUCUUCUUGGCCAGUUACACUGCAAACUUGGCUGCCUUCAUGAUCCAGGAGGAGUUUGUGGACCAGGUCACUGGGCUCAGUGACAGAAAAUUCCAGAGUCCGUAUUCAUUUUCACCGCCAUUUCGUUUUGGUACGGUCCCAAAUGGCAGCACUGAGAGGAACAUCAGGAAGAACUACCCAGACAUGCACCAGUACAUGGUCAAAUACCACCAAUCUGGUGUCCAGGACGCACUGGUCAGCCUCAAGACGGGCAAACUGGAUGCGUUCAUCUACGACGCGGCUGUGUUGAACUACAUGGCAGGGCGAGAUGACGGCUGUAAGCUGGUGACCAUAGGCAGCGGCUACGUCUUUGCCACCACUGGUUAUGGUAUCGCCCUCCAGAAAGGAUCCUACUGGAAGCGACAUGUAGACCUCGCCAUUCUAGGAAUCAUUGGAGAUGGUGAGAUGGAGGAGCUGGAGGCUCAGUGGCUCACAGGUAUUUGCCAUAAUGAGAAAAAUGAAGUGAUGAGCAGUCAACUGGAUGUGGACAACAUGGCCGGUGUCUUCUACAUGCUGGCAGCUGCCAUGGCGCUCUCUCUCAUCACCUUCUGUUGGGAGCACCUGUUCUACUGGCGACUGCGUUACUGCUUCACGGGACUAUGCUCGGGACAACCUGGACUCCUCUUUACCAUAAGCAGGGGUAUCUGGAGCUGUAUCCACGGUGUUCACAUCGAGAUGAAGAAGCUUCCUGAGUUAGGUUUCAGUCCUCAGGCCAACAUGUUGCACUUGCUGAAAUCAGCUAAAGAGAUUACCACUUUAGGGGUAACCUCACCUAAACGACCCAUCUCCAGCAUCCUCUCUCCUACACCUGGACUAUUGGAACUCAUGAGUAGUAACAAAGGUAAUAACCUGGCUCCAAAAGAUGCAAUCUACAACAACACCAACACCAUGCUGUCAAAUCGCCACAAAGAGCCUUUAAACAACACCCUAUUGCCUGGUCAGUGUGCCCUUAGCCUAGCUGAUGCCCAGUCUGGUGUGGUAGGUAGCGGAGGCCCAGGAGGAGGUGGUGGUGGUGGUGGUGGUGUUGGUGGUGGUAUUGGUGGUGGUGCUGUUGACUCAGGAGUGCCUGCUUCCAAGUCACGUGCUCUUUGGAAGAAAUCUGUCGAAACUCUGCGACAGACUCAAGGACCUAACGACAAUUCCCCACCUUCCCCUGCAGCAGUAUUUGAGCCUCAUGCAACUAUGAAAAGCCAGAGAUACUUGCCUGAAGACUUGCCUGCACGCUCAGACAUGUCUGAUUGCUCUGGCCGUAUCGACCUACCAAAACAGCACAAGGUUAAAGAUACACUCCGGAAGCGUAACCGCCUGCCACGGGACCUUAGUGACAUGGAACUGUCUGCAUUGCCCAGCCAAGCCAGCCAGCAGAGCAAUCACAGUGCUCACAUCUAUUCCCAGAACAGUCAGAGCAGCCAGAUCUACACCAUUGACUCAGUCGACCAGGAGCAUGGAAUACACUACCCAGACAUAUUCAAUGAACACAGAGACAACAAGCUUUGCCCUUCAUCUUCUUCAGACCAACAGCCAAUUCUGCAGCUUAACAGUAACAAGUUCCCUCAGGCUCACGAACCAGAUGUCAUGCAGAAUGCCACAACUGCUGCUAAGGAAAAGAAAUACAAUACUUACGGAAAGCCUGGUGGGAUAGGGAUCAGUCCAGCAGUGUCCAAUCCUGCCCAGGACCAGAGACAAACCCAUUGCCGUAGUUGUCUGUCCAAGUUCUCCAACUAUUCUGGGCUGUAUACCAUGCGAUCACCUCAGUAUCGCUGUGAUGCCUGUCUGCACUCUGCCAAUCUGUAUGACAUCAGUGAGGAUCAGUUCCUGCACCCUAACAUAGGUGCCAUUCGAGGCGGAAGCGUAGAUAGGAGCUUCUGUGCUUUUCUGCCACAUCCCAAUGCUUCUUUCACAGCCUACCUUCCUCAGAGUGACCAAGAAGGAGAAGGGAUCAUUAGUCACUAUCAGAAUGAGGGCAUUUAUAUCCAUCGCCAGCACUCUUAUGAGAAUCUGCCUCAAAAGAAUUCUUCACGACGUGUGAGCCUUCAGGACAGCACUCCUCACACUAACCUGCACACGUCCACUAUGGUCCCAGAUAAGCUUCCAAAGAGUCAGUCGGCACAACUUAGCCACACACUUGCUUCCGCAGGCAUUGGCGCGCUUGGCAUUGGCCCUCGCAGCAAAUCAAUGUAUCCAGCUCGUCCGACGGAGAACCCCUUCCUGCAGACGCUCCGUGAUGACCAGCGCCUGGCUCACGGCCGCAGCGCCACGGACAUUUACAAACAGCUAGUGCCACUUACAUUAAGUCCAGUUAUCGACAGCAAGGGGCCUGGCAUAGGGGUGGUGGCACCUGACCUAUUUUACCCCGAGCAUGUAAUGCCUUAUGUAGCCCUUUCCCCGGUCGGCACAUUCACAGCCCCAAGAGCAAUGAGUGCCGGCGGUGCCCGACGCAUCUACAAAAGGAUGCCCAGUAUCGAGUCUGACGUCUGAAGGGUUUGAAAGAAAAACUACGAACCGAUGAACUAGAGACUCUGAAAAAACAAGCGCUGUACAAAGCAUCAGUAUUUCCACAUGGAUACGGAUUCAUAUCGGAUUGUUCUUUACAACCAGGAGUUUAAAAAAUGUUCAUAUUAUGUUUCCUGCUCUUAAGUAAAUCUGAGUUUGCCAUUUCAUCAGGUCCUCCCCUGUAGUUGAGCAGCAGCUCUGGGUCUUCCACAAUAACAUAGAAGAUAGCACCAGAUACAGAUGUGCCACAGAGAGAUAGUAAAAAAAAAAAAGCUCCUGGAAAUUGCGGGGCAGCUCCAAAGAGUUUUCCAUUUUUUAAAAAUGAGCAACCAAAAAUUGCCAGGUGGAAUCGCAUGAAGGUCAGAACGUGAAGGAAGUAACGAAUAGUCCACAGAAAAAUACCACAAAGGUAUAAAUCCGCACUAAAGAAACAUCUGAAUCCAAGUGAAAUUAAAUGCACUGUAUAAUAUUGCAGGCUACGUUCACAUUACAAGCUUCUUUGCCCGAUUCCGAUUUUUGCAUCAGAUCGAUCUUAACAUUUGUAACCACGAGUGAUCCGUACUUGUCCUCACCGUCAGUGUGUGUCCCCAGAAAUGUUUUAAACACUAUUCAGUUUUAGUAGGUUUCUCAAAAUUUAGGUUAAAUCAUUGGGAUAGAUCUACACAUAUUCCAAAUAGACCAUUCUCAUAUGUACCCAUAUAUCUAGGACCAAAUAUGAACGUGGCUCAGGUUUUUUUUUUUCAGGUUAUUUUGGGGGAUAUCAGAUUUUUGUGUACACACCAGAUCUGAUGAGUGGUGCGACAGAAAAGUUCUGAUAAGCUACAGCUCUCACUGGUCAGGAACCGAGCGACCUAGCGACCUAGCGACCUAGCGACCUAGCUCUCUGUCCCUGCUGUCUGUGUGGGAGGGUCCUACUCUGUCCUUCCUGUCAAUCACCAGCCAGUUAUGGGCAUCUGUGAGCUCAUGUAUUGGAAGAGGUUAGAUAUCGCUUUCCUUUUCUAGCGGUCUGAAAAGACACAGAUGGCUGGCUUCACAGAUUUUGGGAGAAAUCACGUGUUAUCCUUCACCGUCGCCAGAAAAUCGUACUUGCGUCGCUCGUAUCUGGUAAUGUGAACGUACGGGGGGAAAAAAACAAAACGGCCUUAAAAGGCUCAGCAGAAAAUAUUCUGACGAAACUUCCUACCCUAAAGAGACUUCUAUUUUUUCAACGACAUUUUUUUUUGACGGUGUAAUAUAAGAGAUUCCUGGUGGACCCGGGGCCUUAGUUUAGAAUUUCUGAACAUGUUUACCUGCAUGCCAAACACCAGAGCAGGAAGACAACUUCUCUGAGCCAUCAGUGUCGGUCACGUCCUCACCAUAACAAUACUACAUUAUUACAUUACCGUUAUUCCUAUAGCUGUCUAGGAAAACCCGUACGUGACGAGUCAUUUUUACAGUUUUAUACACUGCCAGAUAUUUGACCAAGCGGUGUGUAGACAUACAGUAUGACUGCUACUGUUCAGGAUAAUGAGAAAAAAAAUGGAAGCUUUCAGUUUGUUGUAAAAAGACAAAGAGACGGUGAUGAUGCUGUAAUCUGAAAUCUGUACCAACAAAAUGAUGUCACACUCUGCACCGCAGGACCACACAGAACUUCACAUACAUCACUUCCUGUAGGACUAAACCCGCCUACCCCAUCCUAAUAUUUAUUUAUUUAUUUGUUUGUUUGUUUGUUUAUUUACUUAUUUAUUUAUUUAAAUCUUGUUUUCAUAUAUAACGGUCAUCCAGCGAUAUGCACAAUAUCAGGUUGCAAUAUAAACUUUGUGUAUGAAAUUUCCUAGCUAAUGUUUUAUUAUUGGUUCAUCACAUCAUUUAUGAAUUGUAAUACAUGUGACAUUAAUUUAUAAAUGUGAUUUGAUUGCAUAUGUAUAUAUAAUAUAAAUAUAAAAAAUAUAUAUAAUAAUAAUAAUAAUAACAACAAUAAUAUAAUAAGAGCAUGUUAAUCUUCUCUAUGGUCGGACUUUCCGAGUUGUUCCUUUUUCAUAUUUUGACGUGAAUGGGAGUUACAUGUUUACAGUGAAUAUGGAAAAUAUGGAUUCUUCUCGAAUGUGAUUUUGAUUCUCAUUUGAAUACAUGGCAGAAUAACAGAAAAAAAAAAGAAACUCGUUCGACCUGGACGACAUUUUGGCUUUGUCUUCAGUUGUUUUGCAUCUGAAAUCUGAGAUUUACAUUCGCAGGGUUUUCGCCUCGCGCUCAAACCGCCACAGACAAUAAAAAAAAUUAAAAUAAAUAGAAAGGAAGUUGAAGAGCUCUAAAUGAGAGAUGUUAUUCUCAUAAAAAACGAGUCUAUCUCUCCGAAGGCUCGUUCACCUUCCGGUUUAAAUUUCCACAAAACUAAAGCCUCCGUCGGUAAGUGCUGAGGCGGCAUCACGGCUGCUCCGGGAUUAGGAGGUUAUGAGUUUGCUCAUUUAAAGACAUUUUACAGUUAUUAAAAAGCAUCUGCUUUCACAGCACUCGACACUGCGUUAACGUUAACGCUAAUGCUAAUUCCUGACUGGAAAUGAUUGUCUCUCUUUACAGCUGAUUUAUAAGAGCACACUUUUGUACACUAAGGUUAUGAUUUCAGAUAUAAGUCUUAAUGGCUUUAUAACAGACAUUAACGCUGCGUUAGCUUGUCAGAGAACAAGACGUCAUGAUCCAGAUGAGGAGUUCUCCACUAAACAGUGACUUUUCUUCAGUGUCAGCACAAACAUGACUCAACAAACACAACCCUACUUCAUUUGACUCAGUCUGUUGGAGAUACACACACACACACACACACACAUGUCUGUACACAACAUGAUCUCGAAACAUGCCGACAUUCCGAACAGCUUUUGGAUUCAUCUGGGAAGUGAAAUUCUCCUGGAAUGUGGUGCCAAUACUUUGUGAUACUUCAGGAGUUAAUCACUGGUGUCAUCAGGACAGGUCCCAGGAUCUCCACUAGCACAUUUACAUUAAUCAGCAUCAGUAACUCAUCAGUGAUUCUCUUCCAGGUCCGAUUUAAAAACCGUAACUUCGACAAGAUUUAAAACGAUCGAUAAAUAAAGUGUAGAAUUUACUUUGACCAUGAAAAGUGAUUUUCAGUCAUUUAGAAGAUUAAAAACCUUUUAUUUUGUGAAUUUUCAUAUCUGAUAGACUUCAUGCUUCUGCUCCACUUUAUUAUGU